AUUUGAUGGCGCCAAUCGAAGAAUGUUGUUGGGCUGUGUGACUAGCAAAACAGUGUCGGUGCGCCAAGGCGAAUGGCAAAAUAAACAGAAGAAGUAGCAUCAGCAAGCCGCAUUUACUUUCGCGUUAGAAAUAAACAAUUUCGUAGUUGAAUAAGAAUUAAAACAGCAACAACAGAAUGGAAGAUGUACAAAAGCAUAGCGUACAUACGCUAAUAUUUCGUUCGCUAAAACGCACUCACGAUCUCUUCGUCUCCAACCAAGGCAACCUGCCCGACUUUGAUGACCACUUAGAGAAGGUGCGUCGCUCAAUCAAGGCACGCGACAUUUACGGUGUGGUAUUGGAUCGCGCCAAUAAGGCUCUGGAUGCCAAGAAGCUGUCACUACAAAACGGCGAUCCGGAACGUCCUUUGGCUGCCAUCGGCGAUGCCGCCGAUCUAAGCAUGACCGCCGCCGAAGGAGGUGCAGGCAACAGUCUGGUGCGAUAUGCACGGGGCGGCGUUGGUGCCGGUGGCAAGGAGAAGCCCAACAGCAUCAACAGCACAUCGCUGGUGCGUGCCUCAAUGCCCGGCAAUAGCGGCGCCGGCAGCGCGAACAGCAACGUACAACUGAUACCAAAGAAAGCGCCUAGCAUACCAAAGCCCAAGUGGCAUGCACCCUGGAAAUUGUCACGCGUCAUCUCCGGCCAUUUGGGCUGGGUGCGUUGCAUUGCCGUGGAGCCGGGCAACGAAUGGUUUGCCACCGGUGCCGGCGAUCGUGUCAUCAAAAUCUGGGAUCUGGCCAGCGGCAAACUGAAGCUAUCCCUCACCGGCCAUGUGAGCACUGUGCGCGGCGUCGCUGUCAGCUCCAAGCAUCCGUAUCUGUUCAGUUGCGGCGAGGAUCGUCAGGUCAAAUGCUGGGAUCUCGAGUACAACAAAGUGAUACGACACUAUCACGGUCAUUUGUCGGCGGUCUAUUCGCUGGCGCUGCAUCCCACCAUCGAUGUGUUGGCCACAUCGGGUCGCGAUUCCACAGCACGCAUCUGGGACAUGCGCACCAAGGCCAAUGUGCACACACUGACUGGACACACGAACACCGUGGCCAGCGUUGUGGCCCAGGCGACAAAGCCACAGAUUAUCACCGGUUCACAUGACUCGACGGUGCGUCUGUGGGAUUUGGCAGCAGGCAAAAGUCUGUGCACGUUGACGAAUCACAAGAAAUCGGUGCGCAGCAUCGUAUUGCAUCCAUCGUUGUAUAUGUUUGCGUCCGCCUCGCCCGAUAAUAUCAAGCAAUGGCGCUGUCCCGAGGGCAAUUUUGUGCAAAACAUCUCGGGACACACGGCAAUCGUGAAUUGCAUGGCUGCCAAUACGGAUGGUGUCCUGGCAUCGGGAGGCGACAAUGGCACCAUGUUCUUCUGGGAUUGGCGCACCGGUUACAAUUUCCAGCGCUUUCAGGCGCCCGUCCAGCCCGGCUCCAUGGACAGCGAGGCGGGCAUCUUUGCCAUGUGCUUCGAUCAGUCGGGCACCCGACUCAUCACCGCCGAAGCGGACAAGACGAUCAAGGUGUACAAGGAGGAUGACGAGGCCAGCGAGGAGACGCAUCCAGUUAAUUGGCGACCCGAGCUGCUCAAGCGGCGCAAAUUCUAAUCCUACACUACUCUAUUUAGUUGUAUGUCCUUUUUUAAUAGUAAAUAAAUUGCAAGCUCUUUAAUAAUUUGACCAUAUCAA
Molecule: messenger RNA, 1703 nt
Organism: Drosophila sulfurigaster albostrigata
Lineage: Eukaryota; Metazoa; Arthropoda; Insecta; Diptera; Drosophilidae
Gene: Tango4
Product: pleiotropic regulator 1
Exons: 2
Coding region: 177-1622 (481 amino acids)
Biological process (GO): mRNA splicing, via spliceosome
Cellular component (GO): precatalytic spliceosome; catalytic step 2 spliceosome; Prp19 complex
Molecular function (GO): protein binding
Source: RefSeq, a predicted model, not a curated record